AACCGUAGUUAGCCUGAGAAAAAGGGCGGCCGAUUAGGGCUUGCUGGGAGAAAACGAAGAAGAGAACCUGGGUUGUCGUUCUUGAUUCGCAUCGAUUUCACCAUCUGAUGAAUUGGGUGUUGCUUUGGUGAUUUGUUCGGAGAUGGAGACCCAGUGGAUGGCCGAAUUCCCGCACGCGGCCACGGACAAGCGCCCGCGGAAGAGGCCCAGGUUCACUUGGGAUGUGCCCCCUCCGAUCCCCCCCGCAAUGGUUCCUGUGACGCUGUACUGCGGAAAGGAAGCUGCCCAUGUAGCUGGUGCCAACCAGUUAUUGCAAUCAUUCUACCAUGGUGGAGUCCCUCGAUAUGCGUCUCCUCCCUGGAGGGGCGACAACAAAGACGGCCAUUAUAUUUUUAGCAUCGGCGAGAAUCUAACACCGAGAUAUAGGAUACUGAGCAAAAUGGGUGAAGGAACAUUUGGGCAAGUCUUGGAAUGUUGGGACUUGGAAAAUCAAGAACCAGUUGCUAUCAAAAUUGUGCGUUCUCUUCAGAAAUAUCGUGAUGCUGCAAUGAUCGAAAUUGACGUACUUCAAAGGCUUGCAAAAGCUGACAGAAGUGGCACUCGUUGUGUGCAAAUACGGAAUUGGUUUGACUAUCGUAAUCAUAUAUGUAUAGUCUUUGAGAAGCUUGGACCAAGUUUGUAUGACUUCCUUCGGAAAAACAGCUACCGCUCUUUCCCCAUUGACUUAGUCCGGGAACUUGGGAGACAGCUUUUGGAGUCUGUAGCAUUUAUGCAUGAGUUGCAGCUAAUUCACACUGACUUGAAGCCAGAGAACAUUCUUCUUGUCUCAUCUGAAUACGUUAAGGUUCCCGAUUACAAGGUUCUGUCAUGGUCAACCAAAAGUGGUUUAUUUUUCAAGAAUCUCCCAAAAACUAGUGCAAUCAAGCUUAUAGACUUUGGAAGUACAACAUUUGAACAUCAGGACCACAGUUACGUGGUCUCAACUAGGCAUUACCGUGCACCUGAGGUUAUUCUUGGGCUUGGGUGGAAUUAUCCCUGUGAUAUGUGGAGCGUGGGUUGCAUUCUUGUUGAACUUUGCUCGGGGGAGGCACUUUUUCAAACCCAUGAAAACUUGGAGCAUUUGGCUAUGAUGGAGAGGGUGUUAGGACCACUUCCUCAGCAUAUGGUCAUCAGAGCUGACCGGCAUGCAGAGAAAUAUUUCAGGCAAGGUAGAGGAGUGCGAUUAGACUGGCCUGAAGGGGCAACCUCAAGGGAAAGUAUUAGAGCAGUUUGGAAAUUGGCUCGUCUUCAGAACUUGGUAAUGCAGCAUGUUGAUCAUUCUGCUGGGGAUUUAAUUGAUCUCCUGCAAGGGCUUCUCCGCUAUGAUCCGACGGAGCGUCUAAAAGCGCAAGAAGCCCUUAGACACCCCUUCUUUACCAGAGGGUGGAGAAGAUGUGGUUAUUCUUUGAACUAAGGGCUUCACCCUUCUUUCUUAAAUCAAGUAUGUAAGUGAAUUGUUAGAAAGACACGUGUCUUAGCUGAACCUGCUGACUUCAUGGACAGGAAGUUGCUGCUGUACAGGGAACACAGUUGUGUAACGAUGAACUUGUCAGGCUUGAAUAAUGCAAUUUAUUUUCUCCAUGUUUGCACCA
This is a messenger RNA of Musa acuminata subsp. malaccensis (wild Malaysian banana), 1631 nucleotides long. Its product is annotated as serine/threonine-protein kinase AFC1. Gene Ontology annotation, cellular component: nucleus. NCBI's taxonomy places the organism in Eukaryota, Viridiplantae, Streptophyta, Magnoliopsida, Zingiberales, Musaceae. Gene Ontology annotation, molecular function: ATP binding; protein serine/threonine kinase activity. The record is from RefSeq and is a predicted model, not a curated record. Gene Ontology annotation, biological process: protein phosphorylation.